GUCCCUUGCGUAAAUCAUUGUGCGUAGCUCGAGCCCGAGUGAGAAAGGGGGGAAUGUCGGCUCGUGAAUGAUCGGUGUUUGAGGCGGCAGGAAAGCGUUAACGUUAUGGCUCAACAGAAGAACCUGGACGGAUAUGUUGGCUUUGCAAGCCUUCCCAACCAAGUGUACAGGAAGUCUGUGAAGAGGGGCUUUGAGUUCACCCUGAUGGUCGUGGGUGAAUCAGGACUGGGCAAGUCGACUCUGAUCAAUUCACUGUUCCUAACAGACCUGUAUUCAGCCGAGUAUCCAGGACCUUCACACAGAAUCAAGAAGACCGUACAGGUGGAGCAGUCUAAAGUGUUAAUAAAGGAGGGGGGUGUCCAGCUGCUGCUCACGAUAGUCGACACUCCGGGGUUUGGAGAUGCUGUGGACAACAGCAACUGCUGGCAGCCGAUCAUCGACCACAUAGACAGCAAGUUUGAGGACUACCUGAACUCAGAAUCACGCGUGAACAGGCGACAGAUGCCCGACAGCCGAAUCCACUGCUGCCUUUACUUCAUCGCCCCCUCUGGACACGGACUGAAGCCUCUGGACAUCGAGUUCAUGAAACGGUUGCAUGAGAAAGUCAAUGUCAUCCCGAUGAUCGCCAAAGCAGACACUCUCACCCCGGAGGAAUGCCAACAGUUCAAGAAGCAGAUCAUGCGAGAAAUCCAAGAGCACAAAAUCAAGAUCUACGAGUUUCCCGAGACGGACGACGAAGAGGAGAACAGGCUGGUGAAGAAGAUUAAAGACAAGCUGCCGCUCGCUGUGGUGGGAAGCAACACCAUCAUCGAGGUGAACGGGAAGAGGGUGAGAGGAAGGCAGUACCCCUGGGGUGUCGCAGAAGUGGAAAACAGCGAUCAUUGUGACUUCACCAUCCUCAGGGACAUGCUGAUCAGAACUCACAUGCAGGACCUGAAGGACGUGACGAACAACGUCCACUAUGAGAACUACCGGAGCAGGAAGCUGGCCGCCGUCACCUACAACGGAGUGGACAACAACAAAGCUAAAGGACAGCUGUCCACCAAACUUGACACAGUUGAAGGAAUGAGUCCUCUGGCCCAGAUGGAGGAGGAGCGGCGAGAGCACGUGGCUAAAAUGAAGAAGAUGGAGAUGGAGAUGGAGCAGGUGUUCGAGAUGAAAGUCAAGGAAAAAGUGCAGAAGCUCAGAGACUCUGAAGCAGAGCUUCAGCGGCGCCACGAGCAGAUGAAGAAGAACCUGGAGGCUCAGUACAAGGAGCUGGAGGAGAAGAGGCGCGUCUUCGAGGAGGAGCGGGUAAACUGGGAGACCCAGCAGCGGCUGGAGCAGCAGAAACUGGAGGCCACCAG
Austrofundulus limnaeus is the source of this 1346-nucleotide messenger RNA. It is a transcript of the gene septin7b, whose product is annotated as septin 7b. NCBI's taxonomy places the organism in Eukaryota, Metazoa, Chordata, Actinopteri, Cyprinodontiformes, Rivulidae. The record is from RefSeq and is a predicted model, not a curated record. Gene Ontology annotation, molecular function: GTP binding. Gene Ontology annotation, cellular component: septin complex.